Melozone crissalis (California towhee) is the source of this 1567-nucleotide messenger RNA. It is a transcript of the gene RAB28, whose product is annotated as RAB28, member RAS oncogene family. Bases 319 to 987 code for a protein of 222 amino acids. The transcript is spliced from 7 exons. Gene Ontology annotation, molecular function: GTPase activity; GTP binding. Gene Ontology annotation, cellular component: Golgi apparatus; endosome. NCBI's taxonomy places the organism in Eukaryota, Metazoa, Chordata, Aves, Passeriformes, Passerellidae. The record is from RefSeq and is a predicted model, not a curated record.
GACAGCCGGGCUGAACCAUCCCCCGAUCCUGUGGGGGAAGAAGUGGGUGUGUCCCGAAGCAGUAGAUGGACUUGUUGCUGUAUCUCCCGCCCUCGAUUUACCGCUUCCCCCCCUUUUCUCGGCGCUGUCGUUGGUUUCGCUCCGCGCGGACCAUAGCGACGGAGGGCGCGCCGGAGGAAGAUGGCGGUGCUGGCUCCACCGUUGGUGCCGGCUUUGUGAGCGCGGCGCUCGCUCUUCUCCCUGUCCCGUUCUCGCUCCUGCACCCGGCUCCUCCCGGCUGCUCUCAGCCUCUUCUUUCCCGCCGGGGCCGUAGAGAUCAUGUCGGACUCGGAGGAGGAGGAGAGUCCGGACCGCCAGCUCAAGCUGGUGGUGCUAGGGGACGGCACCACCGGCAAGACAUCCUUAGCUACCCGUUUUGCUCAAGAAACGUUUGGAAAACAGUACAAACAAACCUUAGGACUGGACUUCUUCUUGAAAAGGAUAUUAUUGCCAGGAAAUCUGAAUGUUACUCUUCAAGUGUGGGAUGUAGGGGGACAAACAAUAGGAGGCAAAAUGCUGGAUAAAUAUAUUUAUGGAGCUCAGGGCAUUCUCUUGGUUUAUGAUAUUACCAAUGGCCAGAGUUUUGAAAAUUUGGAAGACUGGUAUAAUGUGGUAAAAAAAGUGAAUGAAGGAUCAGAAACACAGCCACUUGUGGCCUUGGUUGGAAAUAAAAUUGACUUGGAGCAUAUUCGCACAGUGAAAGCUGACAAGCACCAGCGAUUCUGUCAGGAAAACAACUUCAGUAGCCAUUUUGUGUCAGCCAAGACAGGAGAUUCUGUCUUCCUGUGUUUUCAAAGAAUUGCUGCUGACAUACUCGGCAUCAAAUUAAACAAAGCAGAAUUGGAACAAUCACAGAGAGUGGUGAAGGCAGAUAUUGUCAACUACAGUCAGGAGCCUGUGACAAGAGCCGCCAAUCCUUCCAGGAGCUCAAUGUGUGCAGUUCAGUGACCACCCUGUUCUUCUCUGGCUCGAUACCUUUGCAGUGCUCCUGCCUUGAUGCAGGCUCUGGGAUACCAGGAACUUGUUUUAACAGGGACCAGCACAACAAUGCCAUUAGAGGUUUCAGAAACAUCUUCACCAUUGUCCAUUAGGAAGCAGCAGGCAGUUUUUUGACUGGCUCAAAUUCAAACAUGAGACAACACACUUGAAAAAUUUCAGUCUAUAUUCUUUAAAUUAUAUUUAAAUGAAACUGUAUAACUGUGUUUAUGUUUCCUUCUCUCUAUUUGACUGAUACCAGAAUAAAAAUAGAUGAGGAAGCCCUGCACUCAAAAUGCUUUUAAAGACAUCACCGUGGAAUGGUAUUUUGCCAAAGCAUUUUUAAUUUUUUUUUCUCCAGUUAUUUGAACUAACACUCAACAAAAUGUUACUUGGAAAAACUGUUGUUGGAAUAACUUUAAACACAUAAUAUAUAUUUUAUCUAGGGAUAAUUUUGAAAGUGUUCAAUUAAUAUAUAUACACUUAGCACAAAAUGUGUAAGUUGUAUCCAGUGAGAAACAGUGCUUGAAAUAAAGCUGUUAUUAUAAAAAUA